Messenger RNA from Dipodomys spectabilis (banner-tailed kangaroo rat), 4011 nucleotides. It is a transcript of the gene Anks1b, whose product is annotated as ankyrin repeat and sterile alpha motif domain containing 1B. NCBI's taxonomy places the organism in Eukaryota, Metazoa, Chordata, Mammalia, Rodentia, Heteromyidae. Gene Ontology annotation, cellular component: cytosol. Bases 1 to 3855 code for a protein of 1284 amino acids. The transcript has 27 exons. Gene Ontology annotation, molecular function: protein binding. The record is from RefSeq and is a predicted model, not a curated record.
AUGGGGAAGGACCAGGAGCUGCUGGAAGCUGCUCGCACUGGAAAUGUGGCUCUGGUGGAGAAACUCCUGUCUGGCAGGAAAGGAGGGAUCCUGGGCGGUGGAUCCGGCCCCCUGCCCCUGUCUAAUCUGCUAAGUAUCUGGCGAGGCCCCAAUGUCAACUGCACAGAUAGUUCUGGUUACACUGCUUUACACCAUGCAGCCUUAAAUGGACAUAAGGACAUAGUUCUCAAACUACUUCAAUAUGAGGCAUCAACAAAUGUAGCAGAUAACAAAGGUUAUUUUCCUAUUCAUUUGGCUGCCUGGAAAGGAGAUGUGGAAAUUGUGAAAAUUCUUAUUCAUCAUGGACCAUCACAUUCCAGAGUCAAUGAACAGAACAAUGAAAAUGAAACAGCCCUACAUUGUGCUGCUCAAUAUGGACAUUCAGAAGUAGUUGCUGUUCUUCUAGAAGAACUCACUGACCCUACAAUUAGGAACAGCAAGCUGGAGACCCCAUUGGACCUGGCAGCACUCUAUGGACGGCUGAGAGUCGUCAAAAUGAUCAUCACUGCACAUCCAAACUUAAUGAGCUGCAAUACCCGAAAGCACACACCACUCCACCUUGCUGCCCGUAAUGGUCAUAAAGCAGUUGUACAGGUGCUAUUGGAAGCAGGAAUGGAUGUGAGCUGUCAAACAGAAAAGGGAAGUGCCCUUCAUGAAGCAGCUCUAUUUGGAAAGGUGGAUGUUGUACGAGUUCUGUUAGAAACAGGAAUUGAUGCCAACAUAAAGGACAGUUUAGGUAGAACUGUCUUAGACAUCCUGAAAGAACAUCCAUCUCAGAAAUCUCUCCAGAUUGCAACACUCUUACAAGAAUAUUUGGAAGGUGUCGGAAGAUCAGCAGUGCUUGGAGAACUUGUUCAGGAAGAUACAACACAAGAAAUACGUAUUUCGUCUCCUGUUGAGUCUCCUUCCCAAAAGACUAAAAGUGAAACUGUGACAGGAGAACUAUCAAAACUACUUGAUGAAAUAAAACUCUGUCAAGAAAAGGAUUAUUCUUUUGAAGAUUUGUGCAACACAAUAUCAGACCACUACUUAGAUAAUUUGAGCAAGAUUUCAGAGGAAGAACUUGGGAAAAAUGGAAGCCAGAGUGUAAGAACUUCAUCUACAAUAAAUUUGUCACCAGGAGAAGUGGAAGAAGAUGAUGAUGAUGAAAAUACUUGUGGGCCCACAGGACUUUGGGAAGCAUUAACCCCUUGUAAUGGAUGUAGGAACCUUGGCUUUCCCAUGCUUGCACAGGAGUCCUAUCCAAAGAAGAGGAAUUACACUAUGGAAAUUGUACCAUCUGGUUCUCUGGACACAUUUCCUCCAGAAAAUGAGAACUUUCUAUGUGAUCUCAUGGACACAGCUGUUACAAAGAAACCUUGCUCCUUAGAAAUCGCAAGGGCACCUUCCCCAAGAACUGAUAAUGCCUCUGAGGUAGCAAUUAUUGCUCCAGGAACUAGUAACCAUAGAAACAGUUCAACAGGUCCAACACCUGACUGCUCACCUCCAUCCCCCGAUACUGCCCUCAAGAAUAUUGUAAAAGUUAUUCGACCGCAGCCAAAACAGCGAACAUCCAUUGUGUCAUCUCUGGAUUUUCAUCGAAUGAAUCACAAUCAAGAGUACUUUGAAAUCAACACAUCUACAGGGUGUAUAAACUUUACUUCCAGCCCUCCUGUUAGUCCACCCACCUCUUCUGCUGAAACCACAGAAGGCAAUAAUGAAAGACCUGACCAAAGAGAGGACCCUUCUCAACAGGAAGCCAAUGAUCCCCCUAAAGAAUAUGAUCCUGGGCAAUUUGCAGGCCUUCUCCAUGGAUCCUCUCCAGCCUGUGAGUCCCCUGAAAAUCCAUUCCAUCUGUAUGGGAAAAGAGAGCAAUGUGAAGAAGGACAAGAUGAAAGCAGUUCGGCAAGCAGUCCUUUGCCUUUUAAGCAGACUGCAAUAGAAAAGAGCUCAGAACCUUUGGUAAAGAAAAUUAAACCCAAAGUGGUCAGUAGAACAAUUUUUCACAAAAGAAGCAAUCCACUAGAGAACCACACCAUCGUUGGUACAAGAACAACCAGGAGUGGAUCCCGGAGUGGGGACCAGUGGAUUGUGAACACAGGAGGAUUUGUGGAGAGAGCUUGCACUCUGGGGAGAAUAAGGUCAUUGCCCAAAGCCCUGAUCGACAUGCAUUUAUCCAAAAAUGUCUCUAAAUCCGAUUCUGAUCUCAUCGCCUACCCUUCAAAGGAGAAAGCAUCAAGAGUUAACUGGAGUGAAUCUUCAACUGCGGAACACAGUUCUAAAGAGACUUCAGAAAGAACACCAUCUUUCACAUCUGAGUGGGAAGAAAUUGACAAAAUAAUGAAUUCCAUAGAUGUUGGCAUCAAUACUGAACUUGAAGAAAUGAAUGGAGAGGCCACAAGACCUAGAUGCCCUGUGCAAUCAGUGGGACAAUGGUUGGAAAGCAUUGGGCUACCUCAGUACGAGAACCACCUGAUGGCUAAUGGAUUUGACAAUGUGCAGUUUAUGGGAAGCAAUGUUAUGGAAGAUCAGGAUUUGUUGGAAAUCGGCAUCCUUAAUUCUGGGCACAGACAGAGAAUUCUACAGGCAAUCCAGCUCCUUCCAAAGAUGAGACCAAUUGGCCAUGAUGGGUAUCAUCCCACCUCCGUAGCUGAGUGGCUGGAUUCCAUUGAGCUGGGUGAUUACACCAAAGCCUUUCUAAUUAAUGGCUACACGUCGAUGGACCUAUUGAAAAAAAUCUGGGAAGUGGAACUUAUUAAUGUUUUAAAAAUCAGUUUGAUUGGCCACAGGAAACGCAUUUUGGCUUCUCUCGGAGACAGGCUGCACGAAGAUCCUCCACAGAAGCCCCCUCGGUCCAUCACCCUCAGGGAACCCAGUGGUAAUCACACUCCUCCUCAGUUGUCUCCAUCACUUAGCCAAAGCACUUACACCACUGGUGGCUCCCUAGACGUUCCUCACAUUAUCAUGCAGGGCGAUGCAAGGAGGAGAAGAAAUGAAAACUACUUUGAUGAUAUUCCCCGAUCAAAACUGGAGAGGCAGAUGGCUCAGUCGUCUGUCUGUGAGAUAUGGACGAAUCAGAAUGCUGGAUUUCCUUUCUCAGCGAUCCAUCAGGUUCAUAAUACAGGAGACUGGGGAGAACCUUCUAUCACCUUGCGGCCUCCAAAUGAAGCCACAGCCUCAACUCCAGUGCAGUACUGGCAGCAUCACCCAGAGAAGCUCAUCUUCCAGUCAUGUGACUACAAGGCUUUUUAUUUAGGUUCUAUGCUGAUAAAAGAGCUCAGGGGGACAGAAUCCACCCAAGAUGCUUGCGCAAAAAUGAGGGCUAACUGUCAGAAGUCUACAGAGCAAAUGAAGAAGGUCCCUACUAUUAUUCUUUCAGUCUCAUAUAAAGGAGUCAAGUUUAUUGAUGCAACAAAUAAGAACAUAAUUGCUGAGCAUGAAAUUCGUAAUAUUUCCUGUGCUGCCCAAGACCCUGAAGACCUCUCAACGUUUGCUUAUAUCACAAAAGAUUUGAAGUCCAAUCACCACUACUGUCACGUGUUUACUGCCUUCGAUGUGAAUCUAGCUUACGAAAUCAUCCUCACACUGGGCCAGGCAUUUGAGGUGGCUUACCAGCUCGCACUGCAAGCAAGAAAAGGGGGACAUUCCUCCACACUCCCGGAAAGCUUUGAAAACAAGCCCUCCAAGCCCAUCCCCAAGCCCCGCGUCAGCAUUCGCAAGUCCGUGCAGAUCGACCCUUCUGAGCAAAAGACUCUGGCCAAUCUGCCGUGGAUUGUGGAGCCGGGGCAAGAAGCCAAGCGGGGCAUUAAUACCAAGUAUGAAACCACGAUUUUCUGAUAGCCGCCGUCCCGUCCUCGCGGCGCCUGGCUCGCCAGCCGUCCCGGAGCAGGCUUUCCUCGGCGGCCCGGCCCGGGAGGAAGACUGCUCUGCUCGCGCCCGCCGGGGCCGGCGCUCGGCGAGGGGGGGGGGGGGCUUUCCCUCCCGCACCCUGCC